Erythranthe guttata (spotted monkey flower) is the source of this 1438-nucleotide messenger RNA. RefSeq lists its product as uncharacterized. The record is from RefSeq and is a predicted model, not a curated record. Lineage: Eukaryota; Viridiplantae; Streptophyta; Magnoliopsida; Lamiales; Phrymaceae.
GGGUUGCAUAUUGUAAUUUGUAAACUGUAAUGGCAUACGUACCCCCGCAUAAGAGGCUGUCAAAGGGCGGCGCCGCCUCAUCUCCGCCGUCCCCAGCGCCACCGCCGGAGUCAGCAAUCCCUCGCUUCCAGAGGAAUCUGAAUCUGGUGUCGAAAAAUAAUCCUAAGAAAAUCGUGUACGCUGAAAAUGCUAUAUCUAAAUGGGUCGUCGUCGGACUGAGCGACGAGUCAAGGGUUUCCGAGUUGACUCGCCUCGAGCCGGUGGAUGUGGAGUCCGUUGACCGAAAAUCCGGUGAAAAGCCUCUUGCUCUAGUGCUCAAAGAAAAUGUUGACAAGGCAAGUGAGCUGUCAGAAAAUCCGUGGAUUUUUGUUUCUGAAACAGUGAAGCACGACUUGUUUUCAUCUAUUCGGCGAGUGAAAGAGAUGACGGGAAACGAGUUCGGAGAAAUAAAACCUACUCUCGUUCUUCGAUUCGGAAAAAUUCAUUUCCAUGGGAACCGUUCGUAUACACGAGAAUCCAUGAAAGGAAGCUCUCUGCAUGGAGGCACUUUGAAACAAUUGCACAAAUCAUUUUACACAAAUCUUCCCGCUGCGUAUGUCGAAUACAUUACAAGCAACGUAGUCCCGAAAUUCGAUUUCGAGUUUGAGGAGAAGGAGUUAUACCACGUAAAGUUGUCUGACAACACACAACCUGAUUCAACCAUAUCGUGUAAGUGUGCUGUUUCCAAAGACACAAACGAACUCGAACUUUGCAAGAUUGAGUUGAACCGAGUGCGCCACCUGGUUGUAGAUAUGUCCUGUCCCGAUAAGAACCUCGAUUUGAGGCUGAUGCUUUGCACGAAGAGAAUUUUAUCAGCCUUAACAGAUGAAGAGGUCGAGAAAAUAAAAGGGCUGAUAAAUUCUGCCAGAUUAGAUUCAGAAGUGAAGGGUGGAUUAAGAUGGUCGUUUGGAAGUCAGUCGUCGGGCGAUCGAUACUCCGUGAUUGGAGUUUGGCAUACGAAUGCUAAAAUAUUUAGAAAUUCGUGUACGAGACUUAAAGUUCGAGUUGCAGAUAGAUUUGAUUUCAGGUCUUCGAGUGGAGAGGUUUCCAAUGAAGUUAGUCUUAAAAUGCCUGAAAUUGUCUCUCUACUAAUACGGGAGCAGACGGUAAAUAACGCCGUUGCCAUAGAAAAGCUUAAAGAGAAGUUGAAACUGAUAUGGAAGCACUUUUUAAUUGAUAGAUCUAGUACGUGAAACGAGCAGUUUGGCGUUGUAUUAAAUAUUGUCAUGUAAUGCAUUAGGCUCGAAUUUCGAGCCAAAUCCAUCGGGUCUCGAUUUAUUUUUCCCAUAUUGAUUAAGACGGCGAAAACUAAGUCGAAAAUCUCGUUUGCAUGUAAGUUGAUAAAUGCCAAAAGGAAUCAUUUCUUAAUUAGUAGAUAAUAUAAGUAAAUUUAUUGCAA